UCGUUUCUUGGCCACCGUAGUUUAAUGUACAAACAAGGAAGUAGCCAUUCAUAGCUGGGAAUUAUCCAGCGAGUCAAACAUAUAUAUCUAGCUUAAAUCUCUGCCGGCGAUUCUUCAGCCAAAGCAGCAUCUAUGUUUUUAUGAUACCUGCUAAGGAAUGGCAUCAAAAACUCUUUAUUCGCAAAGGGACCCAAUGCUAAAGAGAGAUGGCUUUGAAGACAUUUUAGAAGAGAGGAGGAACUCCAGCGACUUGAAGUACGCGUUGAGGUGCUAUGCACCGGUUCUUUACAAGGGAGUCACUCCCUGCAAAGCAAACAUGCUCAAGAAUAUCGUUCUCCAAUCUGAUCAGCUACACUAUGUCAUUAAUCAAGUGUCACAAGAGUCUGGCGAGGCCCCUGACAUCAUCCAAGAAGAGGCCUCUGUCAUUCUGGAGGAGAUGGCCCACCGGCUCCAGAUCAGCACCGUCCGCUUCUUUGCCUUUGCCCUUAGCAAGGCCUUCAAAACCCUCUUCCAACAUGUCUGUGUCAACGAGGAGGGCAUCCAGAGACUCCAACAGGCCAUCCAGGAGCAUCCGGUGGUGCUGCUCCCCAGUCACCGUAGUUACAUGGACUUCCUGUUGAUGUCCUACAUCCUAUACACCUAUGACCUCGCCCUGCCUGUCAUCGCUGCAGGCAUGGAUUUCAUGGGGAUGAAGUUUGUUGGUGAGAUGCUCCGGAUGUCAGGAGCGUUCUUUAUCCGGCGCUCGUUUGGAGGAGACAAGCUGUACUGGGCUGUGUUCUCAGAGUAUGUGAAGACCAUGCUGAGGAAUGGAUUUGCACCUAUUGAGUUCUUCUUAGAGGGUACACGAAGCCGAACAUGCAAGUCCCUCACGCCUAAAUUAGGGCUACUGAAUAUCGUGAUUGAACCGUUCUUCAAAGGAGAAGUGUUUGAUGUCAACCUAGUGCCUGUCAGCAUCAGUUAUGAGAGGAUACUAGAGGAAUCUCUCUAUGCCAGGGAGCUCCUGGGAGUGCCCAAGCCUAAAGAGUCCACCUCUGGACUGUUGAAAGCCAGGAGAAUCCUCAGUGAAGACUAUGGCAGCAUUCAUGUGUAUUUUGGCCAACCAGUGUCAGUACGGAGUCUGGCCCAGGGCAAGGUCAACCGCUCUAAGUACAACCUUUUCCCAAGACACAUCCCUAGAAAGCCCAUGGAGGAGACCCAGUCAUUUGUGAAUGACACUGCCUACAGGAUAGUGCGUCUGCAGGAGGACAACAUGGUGCUGAAGCCCUGGGUCCUGAUGGCCUCCCUCCUCCUGCAGAACCUGGAGGGCCUAGAGCUAUCUGUGCUGACAGAGCAGACCCUCUGGCUCCGAGGCCUAGCCCUGUCUUAUGCUGCCUUCCUCGACUGGCCUGACCAUGCUCCCACAGCGAAGGUGGUGUCGUCCAGCCUGGCUCUCCACAGGGGCUUGGCGUGUGUUUCAGGGGGCCGGGUUAGUCUGGUGGUAGGGGAGCCCCUGGGCCCGGUGACCCCAGAGGAGGCUCUCUUUAACAGAGCCGUCAGCGUGCUCUCCUGUGCCUCCUACAGGAACCAGGUCCUUCACGUGUUCCUCCGGCCCGCCAUGCUGGCUGUGGCCAUGCACACCGCAGCCUCCUCUAGGAAGAAUGAAGUGUACAACUGCUUCAGCUUCCUUUGGGACGUGUUCUCCAAUGACUUCAUCCUCUGUCCUGGGGACACUGUCCAGGACUUUGAGGAGGCGUGUUACCUGCUGGUGAAGACUGGUGCUGUUCAGAUGCCGCAGCAGGACAUAGAGAUGACCGACAGAGGGCAGCCCAUCCUCUCCUUCUUCAAUGGCCUGCUGGAACCAUUCCUACAAGGCUACCAGGUGGUGUGUCGGUACCUCUGUGAGGAGGCCAGUGAGGGCCUGACAGAGAAGCAGUACAUCCCUGCUGUCCGCAGCUUCGCUGUCAAACUCAUCCUAGCAGGAAACCUGAGGUGCUAUGAGGUGCUAUCGUCAGACAUGCAGAAGAAUGCUCUUGCCGCUUUGUUGCGUAUGGAUGCUGUAAGAAAGGUCAAAGUAGCUGAUCAAGUCACUCUCAUAGUGAACAAGAUGGCUGUGAACUCCAUAGAUGAUAUACUGGGAGGCAAACUUCCCACUCAGAAAGCUGUCCUCGCUCGACUGUAGUUCACUCACUUCGCGGGCCAAUGAAAACUCUGGAGAGUAAACUCUGCCUUCAUUACCAUAAUGCCAAAUUUUCCAGGAGAGCACUGCUUUGCUGACUACAAAGGUUGUUUGUCAUAGUUUUUUAAAAGGAACUUCACAGGGUUGCCAUCUGGGACACUGUUUUCAUACACACACACUCUUCAAAUUUUGUAUAUGACAAAUAACACCGAAAUACUUCUUUAGAUCUUCGCUCACACUAACUACGUUUCUGUCUAGAGACGUUUUACGUUUCCGAGGUUGCCAAACUAAUUAAAAUAGUAACCAUUUUAAUUAACACGUUUUGUGCAAUCCCGUUUGUUUUCUAACACUGCUUGGACUCAUUAAUAUAUUCUUCAUUUGUUAUUUUGGUGUUUUGGCGCCUGAUGUGGUAUUGCUGCUUGUGUAGUCUGUUAGAGUGUUUGUAUUGUGUUUAUGUGUUGGUGUGGACCUCUCCCUUUCUCCUCCGCUGUGAUCGUUGCCUUUGUGUGUUUUUCAGAGAAAUCAUUGUUACAAAAAUGGGGUCGCAUCAUGUUGUUUACAGACCGAAUUGAGGAUACCAGCCUAUUUAUGCAACGUUAACACUGGGUAGGUAAGAAAUUGUAUUUAGUAUAUUUUAUUAUAUCAUAAAAACAGAUUUGGAGUAGAACACCCUCUCUCAUGAUCAAAGCCAAAGAGUUUGUGAUUUCAUCAGAUAUGCUGAGGGUAUAAUAUCCAAACAUGAGAGCCAUAUGUUGUUUACAUCUGUUUUAUACACAUAUGCAGCGCUACAUAUCCAACUGCAUCAUUGUUACUCUGAUAUAUGAUGACUAUUGUGGAAUACUCAGUUACAUCUUAAGACCUAAGAUCACAAAGGUAACCUGACCACUGAGGAUUUGCCAUAAUCUCUCCUUUCCUAUACUUACUGGUUUGUUUAGUGUAACCGAACUAUGUUUCUGAACUGUUUUGAUAUGACUGUGUUUACAAUGCGGCUUUGACAAAAACAUGAAGAAUGUGACCAUGAUCUCUGUUACCAAGUGCAGCAGAUGCAUUGACUGCUGGUCUCCUGCCAAAGUAUACAUGUCUAUGUUACCCUACCAUUCUGUCAUGUACAAUGGUGCAAUGUGUAUGUGUUUUUGAUGUGGAAUUAAUGUUGUUCUAACAUUAAUGACUACUGUUGCUGUACAGUAACAUUUAACUAUAUGACAGUGUGUGUGGCAGUUAACUCUGAUCAAUGAUGCUUUUUGAAGUAAACCUACAGGCAGAAUAAAGAAUUUGAAAUAUAA
This is a messenger RNA of Salmo salar (Atlantic salmon), 3438 nucleotides long. RefSeq names its product glyceronephosphate O-acyltransferase (gene gnpat). Gene Ontology annotation, cellular component: mitochondrial membrane; peroxisomal membrane. The record is from RefSeq and is a predicted model, not a curated record. NCBI's taxonomy places the organism in Eukaryota, Metazoa, Chordata, Actinopteri, Salmoniformes, Salmonidae. Gene Ontology annotation, biological process: triglyceride biosynthetic process; fatty acid metabolic process; ether lipid biosynthetic process. Gene Ontology annotation, molecular function: glycerol-3-phosphate O-acyltransferase activity; glycerone-phosphate O-acyltransferase activity.